This is a messenger RNA of Ochlerotatus camptorhynchus, 1909 nucleotides long. RefSeq names its product spook (gene spo). Lineage: Eukaryota; Metazoa; Arthropoda; Insecta; Diptera; Culicidae. Gene Ontology annotation, molecular function: iron ion binding; monooxygenase activity; oxidoreductase activity, acting on paired donors, with incorporation or reduction of molecular oxygen. The coding region runs from base 214 to 1899 and encodes 561 amino acids. The record is from RefSeq and is a predicted model, not a curated record. The transcript is spliced from 2 exons.
UGGGGUAGGUUAAUCAAAUUUUUUUUUUCUUGUUGUGUAAUGAUUGUUGUACAUGUUGAAAGUUCUAUUUUACGGUUGUUGACUAGUUAAGAACGGAUAUUGGAACGCAGAAAAUCCAAGUGAGCUGAAAAUUGUGAUUUGAGAAAAGAGUUGGAAAAGUGUGAUUAGUGACUUAAUAAAAAAAAAAAAACAAACGAAAAGAAAGAGAUCGUGAUGGUCUACACACUGAUUUUGGUGGUUCUGAUGAGCCUGCUUUCGGUGGUGUGUUAUCUGAAAGUUCUGUACGAGUGGCAUCGGAAGGUGCGGGUGCAUACAGUGAAGUCAUCGCGUUACACGAAAAAGUACCAACAAUUGGACGAGCAGCAGGUUGAUCUGCCGGUGGAAUAUCCUCAGGCACCGGGACCCUAUCCUUGGCCAGUGUUGGGUAGUGCGGCCAUAAUCGGACAGUAUCCGGCACCGUUCAUGGGAUUCUCGGCCCUGGCCAAGAAGUACGGCGAUGUGUACAGCAUCCGAAUUGGCCAGGGUCAGUGUCUGGUGGUGAGCAGCCUGGAGCUGAUCCGGGAGGUGCUGAACCAGAACGGGCGCUACUUCGGUGGCCGACCGGAUUUUCUGCGCUACCAUCAGCUGUUUGGUGGAGAUCGCAAUAAUUCGCUUGCUUUGUGCGAUUGGUCUUCCCUGCAGCAGAAGCGACGCAACCUUGCUCGCAAGCACUGCUCGCCAAGCGACGCCUCCAGCUACUAUCAGAAGAUGAGCGACGUCGGCGUUGCCGAGAUGCACUGCUUCAUGGACCAACUGACCGAGGUGGUCACUCCGGGCCAGGACUUCAAAGUGAAACCGCUCAUCAUGCAGGCCUGUGCCAACAUGUUCAGCAAGUACAUGUGUUCGGUUCGGUUCGAGUACGGGGACGCUGGUUUCCAGAAGAUGGUCCACAGCUUCGACGAGAUCUUCUACGAGAUCAACCAAGGCUACGCCAUCGACUUCAUGCCCUGGUUGGCUCCGUUCUACUUCCGUCACAUGAACAAACUGAGCAGCUGGUCCAACUACAUCCGUGGUUUCAUCCUGGAACGGAUCGUAAACGAGCGCGAGCAGAGCCUCAGCGAAGACGAACCCGAACGGGACUUCACCGAUGCCUUGCUGAAGAGCCUCCGCGAAGAUCCCUCCGUCACCCGGGACACCAUUAUGUACAUGCUGGAAGACUUCAUCGGCGGUCACUCGGCCAUCGGAAACCUGGUCAUGCUUGCCCUCGGCUACAUUGCCAAGAAUCCGGAAAUUGGCAUCCAAAUCCAGCAGGAAAUUGAUCACGUCACCGACAAAGGCCUACGGAACGUCACCCUCUACGACACCGAAAGCAUGCCCUACACCGUGGCCACCAUCUUCGAGGUGCUGCGAUACUCAUCGUCGCCCAUCGUUCCCCACGUAGCCACGGAAAACACCUGCAUCAGUGGCUACGGAGUUCCCACCGGCACUGUAGUCUUCAUCAACAACUACGACCUCAACACCAGUGACAAGUACUGGCAGUCGCCGGAACGUUUCGACCCGAAUCGAUUCAUCGAAAGCGCCACCCUAGCACAGAUUCGAUCGGACCUCGUCGGAUCCCCAACCGCCAGUGAAGACCUCAGCAGCAUAAUCAAACACAACAACAUCAACGCCACCAACGAAGACCAGAAGCAGAUCCUGCGCGUGAAGAAGAACAUCCCACAUUUCCUGCCGUUCAGCAUCGGCAAGCGAACCUGCAUCGGUCAGAACCUGGUCCGGGGCUUCAGCUUCAUCAUGCUGGCCAACAUUCUGCAGAAGUACAACGUCCACUCCAACUUGCCCGACGGCAUCAAGAUGAAACCCGCCUGCGUAGCGGUCCCACCGGACACCUAUCCCCUGGCGUUCACGCAACGAACCCACUAAAUCACCCCCU